Molecule: messenger RNA, 1677 nt
Organism: Clonostachys rhizophaga
Lineage: Eukaryota; Fungi; Ascomycota; Sordariomycetes; Hypocreales; Bionectriaceae
Source: the annotation of a GenBank genome assembly
AUGACUCUCACUAAUCUCCCACCAGAACUUCAAUCCAAAAUAUGCAGUUAUCUUGUCAAAUCAAUUGGUCCUUCAUCCAUCCAUGCCUUGCUCAGAACAUGCAAGCAAUUGUAUGCUGUUGCUCUCCCUUUCUCAGUCCAAAUCUUUCGAAAUACGGCCCCUAUACACAUUGGGAGGGGUCCCUGCUCCGAGGCUCGCAAUGUGCAAUUUCUACGCUAUAUUCUUAUCUCCAGGCCCGAGCUAGCCAGAAGGGUUGACACAGUUAUUCUAGGUGGCUUCACGACAACCAGGGACAGAGUGAAAACACCAACCGCGGCUACCAGCACCAAAGAGGAACUCGCCCUAUAUCAAGAGUUCAUUAUCAAUGCCUUGGGUCUUCAACUCAGUGAAGUUGACUUGACACGAAGGGACAGCUGGAUUGCUCACCUGAAAGAGGGAUCUUCUGAUGCCCAGAUUUCUUUAAUUCUGCUUGCAUGUUCAGGUGUACGGAGACUCUACUUUGAAGACUAUCAAGAAGGGUCAUCCCAGAACCAACUCUUCAAAAAACCGGACUGUUUCAUAUUUCUACUUGAAUUGGCCAAGGCCUUGUCGACAUCCAACACCUCUGAAUUCGACGCUCCAUUGCGGAACCUUCGUCAUGUCCAAGCCCAAUCCCACGAGAAUAACGACUGUGGCUGGGAACAGGCUUUCAGACUUAUGGCGCUCCCUCAGCUGAAAUCUUAUGAAUCCCUCGAUACAACCAGGCGUGGUAAUUUCGCAGGAGACUCAACUAUUCUACCUCUCAUCACCACACCCCAGUCCUCUUCUGUGCGAUCCAUCUCUCUCCACCAGUCCCUCGCGCCCGCGGCAGAGGUUCAGGCUUUAUUGAGGGUAUGCAAGCACUUGGAGAAAUUCGAGUACAUCAGCCCGACUUUUGAACCGAUAUCCGGUAUCUUUGCCCGGGAUAUCAUGGAAGCCGUACUACCCCACGCUGACACUCUCCAUCAUUUGCACAUUAAUUUCUCCGAUGAGUGCAAGAAGAUCGGUUGGGAGGACGACCCCCAGCGGUUAUAUCUGGGAUCCGAACUUGUCCAGAUGACAGCGCUGAGGCACCUCAGCAUUGGGAUGCAGUCUCUCAUAGGCAAGUUUGACCCGGCACCUACAGACGAGCAAGACACGCCGCCGCAGAUCGAAGGGGCCCCUCGGCUCAUAGGAUGCCUUCCAGAGAGUUUGGUAGAGCUCUCCAUUCGUGACUGUGGCAAGGGAAUUCUCGGCCAAGCCAAGGAGCUGAUGGAAACAAUCGAGAAGGGAGAGCGCUUCAACAAUUUGAGACGCAUCGUCCUGGUUUUCAAAGCCGAAAUAGUAAACAUCAGAGACAUCCGACAAGCCAUACCUGCGAGGACCAAGGAAGAGGGCCGGUGUGAUCUUUGGGUGGCUUUCCAGCAUCGAGAAGCGCGAUGGGUCAGCUCAGGAAGAGGACAUACUUUUGAGGGAAUCCGCGCCAUCCCCAGUCUCUGUUCUCGAAUAUUCGCGGAUGAUCUCCGCAAGGACUGGAUUGAUUUCAGAGGAGGGCUUGCGCAUAAACUAUAUUCCAAAGCCUUUGGGCCAUGCUCGCCUGCUCAUGUAGUGGAUGUGGAUGAGAGAAUGAAGAGGCUCUUACUUCUUAAGCCACCGCACGAGUACCAGCUCGACGAUUAA